UAACUGUGAUUUUUGUAACUAGAAGAAAUGAAAAGCUAUUUUCUUGAAUAAAAAUGGAGGAACUUAAUUAUUCUCCAGGAGAUUUAACUCACGAGGACAUUACCCAAUUAUCACCAGAAUAUUUGCAAAGAAAAUUAUAUUUCCUAGUAGAUCAACUUAAGUCUAUGCAUGCCAAUUUGCCGGAAAUCUACCACACACGCAUUUCCUAUGAACUGCUCACCGAAUUGGCCAAUUCUCUGCUGAACGAUACAAUUUUCGAAAUAGUCAAGGGUUUAAUGGAAAUCCAACAUGUAACCGAAAAGCAUUUACAUCAAUUGCGCGAACAGGUGGAGAAUGAGUAUGAAAUUGAGGUACAGGAAUGGAUUUCGAAAAUUAAUGAUCAAGAGGAGUUACAGCAUAUAUUGCAAUUGAUGAAAAUCAAACAUAAUCGUAAAUUAAAAGAGACUGAUAUGAAAUUGAUUGCUUUGUUGGAUCAAAAGGUGCGCGAUCAACAGUCGACAUUGCAUAAGGCCGGAGUGGCAGGGUUCUAUGUGACAGACAAUCCCAAAGAGAUCAAGAUACAAAUGUUUCUAUUGGAUUUUAUUUUGCGUUUAUCGAGAAUUAAAUUUGAGCCGAAUAAGUAAUAAAAAAAACAAGGUAAA
Calliphora vicina (urban bluebottle blowfly) is the source of this 641-nucleotide messenger RNA. RefSeq names its product gonadal protein gdl (gene gdl). The transcript is spliced from 2 exons. The coding region runs from base 54 to 623 and encodes 189 amino acids. The record is from RefSeq and is a predicted model, not a curated record. Lineage: Eukaryota; Metazoa; Arthropoda; Insecta; Diptera; Calliphoridae.